AUGAACGAUAUCGACAAUAAAAAAUUCAGGAACAUAAGUGAAAAGGUCCAAGGAAAAUACAUCCCAGUCAUAAAAUUUGGGGGAACAAACAAGUACAUCAAUAAAAGUUACAAAAAUGAUUCCGAUGCAACAAAUAACAUAAGUUUUAUCGGAGAUAGUUUCUGCACAAACAACGCGGAUAUAUAUUAUGAUAACAAAUAUGGAAUUAACAGAGUUUGUUUUUCCCCUCAAGGGAAAUAUGUAGCUGGUUGUGGAUCAAACGGCACAAUUUACAUAUACGACUUGUAUGAAAAUAAGCUACUAUCAAAAAUUUGCACAAAGAUUGACAAUAUUAGAGACCUAACAAUAAGUGAUAAUGACAAAUAUAUAUACGCAUGUGGUGAUAAUAAAAUUAUAGAAAUAUUUGAUUUGUAUGAAAAUAAAAAGAAAAUUAACAAGGAUGUUUCGAAAUAUGUUGAUGUGUCAAUACCUAUUUUAAUUAAGAAUAAAAAUCGCAAAAAGGACAAUUGGUUUAAUACAACAACUGACAAUAAUAAUGAUGCUCAUAGAAAUUGUAGUAAUGGCAGUAAUGACGAAACAGUAGCAGGACUUAAUAUGAACAAGGCGAAGAAGAAAAAGAUGAAUAUGCUUGAUAAUGCCUAUGUCCCAUUCUAUAAAAUUAAACAUAAAAAUUUUACAGAUAACAAAGUUGUAUAUGUCCCAAUAUAUAACUAUAACGACAUGAUUAAAGGUAACAUAAAUAUGGUAGACUUAAAUUGUAUUAAAAUAAGAAAAACAAAUCAAAUUAUAAACAAGUCCCUAUUUCUUAUUAAAGAUGCACAUGAAUAUAGUACCUCCUGCAUAGCAGUACCAAACAUAAGCAACUUCUUAGUAUAUUCAGGAGGGGGAGAUGGAUUAUUAAAAAUUUGGGACAUAAGAAUGAAUUUAUUUGCCUUAAAUAAAAGAAGUAACAAAAAAACUAUUUCUGAUGUCGUAUUUUUAGAUAAUAAAAACCCAUAUGCUUCUAUAUGUUCGCAUGAAGAUGUAUUGACUAGCAUUAAUUUUAACAACACAAUUAAUCAUGAAGGUGCAUUUAAAUUGAGGAGAGCAGAAAGAAAGAAGGAAAUUAAGACAAAACUAGGAAAACAAAAUGAUGUUGACAUUAAAAAUUCAAAAUUGGAAAAUGUAUUACAUAGCUGUAAAGGGGACAAAAUGGGGAUUGAAAAACAUUUCACAGACGAGGGAGAUAGUAGUUCAUCUUUUUCAUCCUCUUGUUCAUCUGUUUCUUACUCCUCCAUAACUUUUGAUUUAACGAAAAAUAAAUUCAACAACAUUCUCAUGACAAGCGGGUAUGAUGGGUAUAUUCGAUUGUACGAUAUAAAUAAUAAUAUUAUAAAAUCUUUUUAUGAUGAGGAAAAAAGCAUCACGCAUUGUAUGUUUAGUUAUAACAACAAAUAUAUCAUUAGCACGAACAAAUCAAAAUAUACUAAAGUUUUUGAUUUUAUUUACUUCAAUAAUAAGAAGAAUGCAAAAAAUAUGGCGACGUACCUUACAAAUUAUAAAUCCUAUUAUUUAAACAAGCAGAAUGAUAAUAACCAAAUGGGACAUGAACUAAAUGAAUAUAGUAAUUGUGGAACAUUUUAUGACGACAAAUUUUCAAAAGAUAUAUAUAACGAUAAAGAGUUUCAUCCAUGCAAUAUUAAGAACAUUUAUGAAGAUAAAGAGUUAGAAGAAAGAAUAAAACAUAUUAAUGAAUUAAACAGAGAAAUAAAUAAGAGUGAGGAGAAGAAACCCUUGGGUAGUAGUGAUGAAGGUAUGAUUGAAAAGAAAAUCGAUUCAGAUGGCACUUAUUCUAAUACAGAUUCAAGUGAUUUUGAUGAAAAUACCAUAAAAACGAAUACAUUUUAUGAGCAUGUUAACAAAAAGUUGGAACCAACAUGGUCCCUCUUUGUAGACAACAUGAAAUAUAUGAAUCUUAUACCGUAUGAUGAAAUAAAUGAAAGCUUAAAGAAAAACCACGAGUAUGUUAAAGAGCAUUAUAAAAAUUUGCAUCGUAAUAUUGACAGUAGUGAUCAUAUUCGUGACUAUAACUGUGAUCAUAAAAAUUUGGAAAAUCAAACUUAUUCAUUGCAAAAGGAUGAAAAAAAUCAAGUUUUGUACUAUGAAUUAUCAGAUAUUAUACAUAAAGAAACGGAAAUUCCAAAAUUUUAUUCCUGUGUAGCUGGGGACAAAUGCAUUAUUCCAUCAAUUGAUACAUAUGCACACGUAUAUGAUAUAUAUACAGGUUUUCAUGUUAAUACUAUAAGUAACCUUUACUUACCAAAUUAUCAUAUUGACCAUUCAUAUUUUGACUCACAUAGCUUAAAUGAGCCAUUUUUUAAAAAGAGACAAUUAUCUUUUUUAACAAGUGCUGACACUUACCCGAAGAACCAGAAUAUUAUUGCAACGUCAAAUGGAUACCCAGAUGGUUCUAUUGUUGUUUGGAUCUUUGCUCCUUUUUAA
Molecule: messenger RNA, 2481 nt
Organism: Plasmodium gonderi
Lineage: Eukaryota; Apicomplexa; Aconoidasida; Haemosporida; Plasmodiidae
Product: WD domain, G-beta repeat domain containing protein
Exons: 2
Coding region: 1-2481 (826 amino acids)
Cellular component (GO): Cdc73/Paf1 complex
Molecular function (GO): protein binding
Source: RefSeq, a predicted model, not a curated record